AAACCUUAUAAACAAGAUGCAAGAUGCUUGAUUUUGCAAAUCAUGAUACAGUAGCAUUAUUGGUUCUCCACAAAGUGCAAAUUAUGCAAAAGAAGACAAAUGAGAUAACCUUAUGAAAUCAUGGUUGUCCAUGUUUUUGAAAUUUUAAGAAAUGAAGAGUCAGCCAACAUGGAGACCUUCCAACAAAACAUGUUUUCAACUUAUCAUAUAACCUAAUUUUAGGGCAUCUUCCCAACUUUUGAUCGUUUGAUUAAUACGGAGAAUGGAUUCGGAUUUCUUUCCGAGCGAUCGAAGUUCCGGCACCGAGCCGAACUUCGCGUUCGCCUUCAAUGACAGCAACUUCUCAGACCGGAUCCUGAGGAUUGAGAUCUUGCCAGACUUGCCGGACUCCAAACCAGGCGACGAAGGUUGUAGCAGCAUCCUUGAUUGGGCCUGCAAGCGCAAGCGUCGUAGGGAAGAAAUGAUGAAGGAUAACGUUGUGGAUGUGGUCUUUCACUGCGAGGAGCAGGUCUUAACCUGCAACACACUAGAUUGUGAAGAUGGCCCUCUCUAUGAAAAUUUAGAUGAUGAAGCUGUUGCUGCAGUUGAGGAAAAACCAUCUACCACGGAAGCUCUAACAGAACACCCUGGAGAAGAGGCUGCUCAAGGAAAUGAUUCAUCAUCGAAUAUGGAUUGUUCAAGUGUCCUUGAAGUUAAGACUAUACAUAUUAGCUCUCCGAUAUUGGCAGCAAAAAGUCCAUUCUUUUACAAGUUGUUAUCUAAUGGAGUUGGAGAGUCUGAGCAGCGGCAUGUAACAUUACAAAUCCAUGCCUCUGAAGAGGUUGCCUUUAUGGACCUGCUGAAGUUUAUGUAUGGCAAUAUGUUAUCAACAACAACUCCAACUGCUUUGCUUGAUGUGCUAAUGGCUGCUGACAAAUUUGAGGUUGCAUCAUGCAUGAGAUACUGCAGCAGAUUAUUGCGAGAUCUACCCAUGACUUGUGAAACAGCCUUACUCUAUUUGGACCUUCCUUCUACUCUUUUAAUGGCUGAACCAGUCCAGCCUUUGACGAAUGCUGCUAAGAAGUUCCUUGCUACUAGCUUCAAGGAUAUAACAAAGUUCCAAAUGGAUGUACUGAACUUGCCUCUUGCUGGAAUUGAGGCAGUGCUGUGUAAUGAUGGUCUCCAGGUUGCAUCAGAGGAUGCUGUUUUUGACAUUGUGUUGAAGUGGGCGCGAAUCCAUUACCCAAAGUUGGAGGACCGGCGCGAAGUAUUAGGAUCACGUCUUUUCCGUCUCAUUAGGUUCCCAUUCAUGUCAUGCAGAAAGCUGAAGAAAGUUUUAGGUUGCAACGACUUUGAUUCUGAACUUGCCACUAAGGUCGUAAUUGAGGCUCUCUUUUUCAAAGCAGAACCAUCAUACCGGCACCGUUCCUUAGCUGCCGAAGAAGCCAAUACCUCCAUCCAUCGUUUUGUGGAGAGGUCAUACAAGUACAGGCCGGUAAAAGUCCUUGAGUUUUCCUUGCCUCGCCCACAGUGUAUCGUUUACCUAGAUUUAAAGCGGGAAGAAUGCUUAAAACUCUAUCCUGUUGGCAGAGUUUAUUCCCAAGCCUUCCAUUUGUGUGGACAGGGGUUCUUUCUGUCAGCCCAUUGCAACAUGGAUCAACUCAGUUCGUUCCACUGCUUUGGGCUUUUCUUGGGGAUGCAAGAUAAAGGGUCAGUGUCGUAUGUCGUUGACUAUGAGUUUGGAGCAAGGACAAAGCCAAUGGAGGAUUAUGUGAGCAAGUACAAGGGGAACUACAAAUUCAAUGGCGGGAAGGCUGUUGGCUAUAGGAACCUGUUUGGCGUACAGUGGGGUGCAUUUGUUGCUGAGGAUAGCCCUUUCUUCAUUGAUGGAAUUCUCCAUCUUCGGGCUGAGCUAACCAUCCGACAGUCUGUGCGAGAGUGAGAGACAGACUUAAGAAUGAUAGCUGUUACGGAGUAUUACUUUUUUGAAAAAACAACAUAUUUUGAUAAAAAACAAAUAUGCGCGGUAUAUGUUAACUUUUUACUGAGAUGAAUUCAGUUGCUGUACAUCCUCAAGACUUCAAUUCAGUAUAUUUCCUUUUUCCCAAGUCCAGAAGAUUAGGUGUGUGCGCUUGUUUUUGCUGACUUUGUUUUGCAUUGUUUUUAUCCUUUUCCAGAUUUUUCUGAGGCUCAUUAAAAUAGUGGGAAGAUGGGAAAUAUAUUGGAUUUCAUUAAAAUGAAAC
Messenger RNA from Cuscuta europaea, 2222 nucleotides. NCBI's taxonomy places the organism in Eukaryota, Viridiplantae, Streptophyta, Magnoliopsida, Solanales, Convolvulaceae. The record is from the annotation of a GenBank genome assembly.